AAGUCUCCUUUCCCACCCCUUAGCCGCGUAGUUGUGGGCUCCGGAAUCUUUGGCGGCUGGGACAUCGUGACCCGAAUCUGGACAUGGCUUUCUCCGCCGGAUCCCUAUUGGGCCCCGCUGGCAAGUCGGCGGCGCAGCUAGGUGGCAGGUUGUUACAGCCCAGGAUAUGGUUGGGGUUCCCAGACUCCUGGGGCCUCCCUGUCUUGCAGCAGGCCCGUGGCAAGGCGCGCGGAAACGAGUAUCAGCCGAGUAACAUCAAACGCAAGCACAAGCACGGGUGGAUCCGGCGCCUGAGCACGCCGGCCGGCGUUCAGGUCAUCCUCCGUCGCAUGCUCAAGGGCCGCAAGUCUCUGAGCCACUGAGGAUCGUGACGCUGCUGGCAGGACUCCGGUUAAAGCAUUUACGUUGCCUAGGACCUCACCUCUCGCCUUUGCGGGGAGCUGGGGAGCAGAGAAGACUUGGGCAUAAAUGCUCCCCAAAUCCUGGGGUUGGCUUAGGGGAAGAAGUUUGGGUAGGACUGAAUGUGGGGGAGUGGUAGUCAGCUUGGCCAAGUCUCUUUUUAUGCUUUUAAAAUACGAAGAAUUUCGAACAUUGGUACAGUACACAGAACAGUAUAAGGAACCGCUGUGUGCCCAGCCAUCCACAACCGUCCUGCCCCCUCCUGUGUUACUUUGAAGCAGAUCUCAGGCAUCAGGUUAUUCUGGGGAUAUUUCAGAAUGUAUCUCUCCAGGAUAAGGGCUCUUUAUAAUUACAAAACUAUAACCCCCCAAAUUACCAGUAAUUUGUAAAUGUCAAUAAAUGUUAAUUCCAAAU
Molecule: messenger RNA, 813 nt
Organism: Urocitellus parryii (Arctic ground squirrel)
Lineage: Eukaryota; Metazoa; Chordata; Mammalia; Rodentia; Sciuridae
Gene: Mrpl34
Product: mitochondrial ribosomal protein L34
Biological process (GO): translation
Cellular component (GO): ribosome; mitochondrial large ribosomal subunit
Molecular function (GO): structural constituent of ribosome
Source: RefSeq, a predicted model, not a curated record